AUGGAGCUGCUGAGCUCGCCGAGUUAUCAUUUUAUUUCUCCAUUGACCAGAUCAAGAAGCGAUUUACGGUCUGCAGUCAUGAAGAGGUCGAGCUCGUUUUCUGGAUCCGGUUCGUUAUCGUAUAGUCCGUCAAUGACUCGAUUCUCACGUCCUAGUUACGGAUACGGUGGCGGAUAUAUGGCGAGAAGUCUCAGCAGAAGUGGAUCAUCGUUGUUCGGUCGUUCGCUUGCUGCAACAGCAUUGACAAAAACUCCACCAUUACAUAACGUAGGAGUUCAACGAAGUACACCGCAUUUCACAGACAAGUACCCUUAUGUUCGUUAUAGCUACGGGAAUACAGACACUGCCUUGGGAAUCGUUACACAAUCGGAAUCGGUGUACACUCGCCACUCCGGCAUUCGAGAUGUCGGCACAAAACGGUGGUUAGAAGGUAAUCUAACCUCCUACAGUCCAUCUCAAUUCCAAAGAUCCGAAUACAGAUCACCAAUCGAUCGUUCAUUCACACCUCAGAGGAGCUACAUACGCUACAUGCCUGUUGAAGAUGCCGUCGACAUGUACAAGAAGAGGUGCAUGACCGUUGGAACACUGUCUAAGUAUUGGCUGUCACCAGCCACAUGGGCAUCACGUCGAGAGAAAGAGUUGAACCUUUCGUCGUCGCUCAGUCGCGGAUUGUACUCCUACGCUAGCAGAUACAACAGAUUCAGUAGCCGUCUGUACUAG
This is a messenger RNA of Necator americanus (New World hookworm), 720 nucleotides long. RefSeq lists its product as uncharacterized. Lineage: Eukaryota; Metazoa; Nematoda; Chromadorea; Rhabditida; Ancylostomatidae. Bases 1 to 720 code for a protein of 239 amino acids. The record is from RefSeq and is a predicted model, not a curated record. The transcript is spliced from 8 exons.